AAGGCUGGGGUUGCUGUCUACGUUCAGUCUCGCUCGAACGUUCUUUAGGAGAGCGGGAAAAUUCGGAAAGCAAGAGAAUCUCACUACUCCAGAACCCUUCAUCCGAUCUUGGAAUUAGGGCUUGUUCUCUCUUUCUUUGUUUGUUUUGGUAAAAGUACGGCUAUGGUGGUCGACCAAGAUCAGCGAUGGCUUCUAGAUUGCUUGUCUGCAACUCUCGAUCCCAUCCAGGACAUUCGUUCUUAUGCUGAGGCCUCACUCAAUCAAGCCUCUCGUCAACCAGGAUUUGGCGCCGCAUUAUGCAAUGUUGCAGCCAACAAAGGGCUCUCUUUGGGAAUGCGACAGCUAGCUGCGGUUUUAUUAAAGCAAUUCAUUAAGAGACACUGGCGGGAGGACGAGGAGGGUUUUGAAUAUCCCGUUGUCUCGAGUGAGGAAAAGGCUGUUAUACGUGGACUCCUUUUGUCCUCACUUGAUGACUCAAAUAGGAAAAUCUGUACGGCUAUCAGUAUGGCUGUAGCAUCAAUUGCUACAUAUGAUUGGCCUGAAGAGUGGCCUGAGUUGUUGCCAUUUAUCUUGGGUUUGAUUAAUGAUCGCAACAACAUUAAUGGGGUGAAUGGAGCUUUAAGGUGCCUUGCUCUUCUCUCUGGUGACUUGGAUGAUAACGUGGUGCCGUCUCUGGUACCAGUUCUGUUUCCUUGCUUGCAUGCAGUCGUAUCCUCUCCUCAGAGCUAUGACACAUAUCUGCGUGGAAAAGCCCUUCAAAUUGUUUAUUCUUGCGUAUCUGUUCUUGGAGCAAUGAGUGGAGUAUAUGAGUCAGAAACUAUGGAUCUAGUGAUGCCAGUGCUAAAGGGUUGGAUGGAUCAAUUUUCACUUAUUUUUGAACAUCCUGUGCAACCUGAGGAUCCUGAUGAUUGGAGUCUCAGAAUGGAGGUUUUAAAGUGCUUGAAUCAAUUUGCCCAGAAUUUCCCUAAUCUUGUUGAAAGCGAAUUCAGGGCUAUUACGAAGCCACUGUGGCAGACGUUUGAGUCAUCUCUACGAGUUUAUCUUCGAUCAUCAAUUGAAGGUGCUGAAGAUGCAUAUGAUGGUAGAUACGACUCUGAUGGUGAAGAAAAGAGUCUUGACACCUUCAUCAUUCAGCUAUUGGAGUUUCUGACAACAGUUGUUGGCAGUAGAAGACUGGUAAAGGUGGUUUCAAAUAAUGUCAGACAAUUGGUAUAUUACACAAUCGCUUUUCUUCAAAUGACAGAACAACAGGUUCAUACAUGGUCCGCAGAUGUAAAUCAAUUUGUGGCCGAUGAAGAUGAUGGCAGCUACAACUGCCGUAUUUCUGGAAUACUUUUAUUGGAGGAGGUGGUGAAUUGUUGUGGUAGGGAGGGAGUUGAUGCUGUUGUAGAUGCUGUCAGAAGACGGUUCCAUGAAUCUCAACAAGAAAAGGCAGCUGGUUCUUCAACGUGGUGGAGGAUAAGAGAAGCAGCACUCUUUGUUUUGGCUUCUCUAUCAGAUCAGCUUGUCGAAGCAGAGGGCCCUGGAAUGAACCCUGCCAAUUUGGCUAAACUUGUCGAGCAAAUGAUAAUGGAAGAUAAUGCAAUCGGGAUUCAUGAAUGUCCUUUUCUUUACGCCCGUAUUUUUACGGCAGUCGCUAAGUUCUCCGCUGUGACCAGCCCUGGAGUUUUGGAGCACUUUCUCAAUGCUGCCAUUAGAGCUAUAAGCAUGGACAUACCACCAUCUGUCAAAGUAGGUGCAUGCCGGGCACUUUUGCAGCUCCUACCUGAUAUGAACCGAGCAGUUAUUCUACCUCAGAUCAUGAAUUUAUUUUCAUCUCUCACCGAACUUCUACAUCAGGCUUCAGAUGAAACCCUGAUUCUAGUGCUUGAAACACUUCAACAAGCAAUUAAGGCUGGCCAUGAAGCAUCAGCUUCAAUCGAGUCAAUUAUCUCCCCUGUGAUCCUUAAUGUGUGGGUGGCACAUGUUUCUGAUCCGUUUAUAAGUAUUGAUGUUAUUGAGGUCUUGGAGGCAAUAAAGAAUUCACCUGGCUGCCUUCAUCCAUUGACGUCACGUAUCUUACCAUACAUUGGACCGAUCUUAAAUAAACCUCAGCAGCAGCCUGAAGGACUAGUGGCCGGAUCAUUGGAUCUUUUAACUAUGCUUCUUAAGGGUUCCCCAAAUGAUGUAGUGAAAGCUGCAUAUGAUUUCUGUUUUGAUGCUGUAAUCCGUAUUAUCCUUCAAAGUGAUGACCAUACUGAACUACAGAAUGCAACAGAAUGUCUGGCAACUUUUGUUUCUGGUGGAAGACAAGAGUUACUUACAUGGAGUGGUGAUCGUGGUUUUGCAAUAAGAAGUUUGCUUGAUGCAGCUUCAAGGCUUCUCAAUCCUGAUCUUGAAAGUUCUGGAUCUCUUUUCGCUGGGAAAUACAUUCUGCAGCUUAUCUUGCAUUUUCCAUCAGAGAUGGCACAACAUAUCCGGGAUCUUGUUAUUGCUCUCAUAAGAAGGAUGCAGUCUGCUCAAAUAAUGGGGUUGAGAAGCUCUUUGCUUCUGAUUUUUGCUAGAUUGGUCCAUAUGAGUUUUCCUGCUGUGGAUCAAUUCAUCAACCUACUUGUUAGUGUACCUUGUGAAGGCCAUGAAAAUUCCUUUGUGUAUGUUAUGACAGAAUGGACUAAACAACAAGGGGAGAUACAAGGAGCUUAUCAAAUCAAAGUCACUUCUUCAGCUCUGGCUUUGUUACUUUCCACCAGACAUCCUGAACUUGUGAAGGUCAAUGUCCCGGGCCGUCCAGUUCAGUCCAAUGGUGGCAUAACUACGCGUUCAAAAGCUAAAUCAGCUCCAGAGCAAUGGACGAUGGUCCCUCUACUUGAAAAGAUUUUGGCUUUACUAGCUGAUGCAUUAAUCGAAAUCCAAGAGCAAGUUGUUGGGGGUGAAGAUGAGGAUAGCGAAUGGGAAGAAGCCCAUGAAGAAGAAGUGGAAGCUGAGAAAGAAUUGCUACACUCUUCUGGUGCAUUACAAUUCAGCAAACCCUCGUAUGACCAACUCGAGUCAAUGGCACGGGUUUUCGAGAACCAAGAUGAUGAGGAUGAAGAAGAUGGCCUAAAUGUUGCAGACCCACUCAAUGAGGUUAAUCUGGUGAAAUACCUAGCCGAUUUUUUCGGGAAGUUUGCAAGUAGCGAUAGGAUGCUAUUUGACAAUCUUUGCCAGGGCCUAACGCAAACGCAGAGGAACGCCAUCCAAACCGUGCUGAAACGCUAAAAGGUUUUUUUUUUUUACUGCGUUUAAAAGUGUGUUUGUGUCGUCAUUUGUGUGACUCUUGUGAGGAAAAUGUAUUGAGAGGCAAUGAGAAUGAGACUUCUGUCUGUGACAUGGGAAGUUUGUCUUGAGCAUGUCUCCAUCAUAUCUUAAAAGGGUAGAGAAGCAAAUGACAAAAUUUACUUGGGAACUCUCUUCUA
Tarenaya hassleriana is the source of this 3434-nucleotide messenger RNA. RefSeq names its product importin-9. Gene Ontology annotation, molecular function: small GTPase binding. Gene Ontology annotation, cellular component: nuclear envelope; cytosol. The transcript is spliced from 33 exons. Lineage: Eukaryota; Viridiplantae; Streptophyta; Magnoliopsida; Brassicales; Cleomaceae. Gene Ontology annotation, biological process: protein import into nucleus. The coding region runs from base 163 to 3237 and encodes 1024 amino acids. The record is from RefSeq and is a predicted model, not a curated record.